This is a messenger RNA of Cucumis sativus (cucumber), 2490 nucleotides long. RefSeq names its product probable sulfate transporter 3.5. The transcript has 11 exons. The coding region runs from base 199 to 2244 and encodes 681 amino acids. The record is from RefSeq and is a predicted model, not a curated record. Gene Ontology annotation, molecular function: secondary active sulfate transmembrane transporter activity. Lineage: Eukaryota; Viridiplantae; Streptophyta; Magnoliopsida; Cucurbitales; Cucurbitaceae. Gene Ontology annotation, biological process: transmembrane transport. Gene Ontology annotation, cellular component: membrane.
UAUCUUAUCCCUUCUUCUUUUUACCAUCGUCUCCUUCUCAUCCCCAUAUCAUUCUCCACUAACACAUCCUCUUCUCCUCUAUAUAACACCUCUCUCUUCAUGGAUCACAUUCAACUUGUUCUUCUUUUCUAAUCAAAUUCCUCUCUUUUGUUCUUUUCUUUCUUUCUUUCUUUUGGAUUUCUUUAUUUAAUUUGUGUAAUGGGUUCUUUAAAAAAUGGUGAAAAUGUGAACUUUAGUGCUCCAAGGCCAUUUGGGAAGAAGCUGAAAUCGGAUCUGAAAGAGACGUUUUUCCCUGAUGAUCCCUUCAAACAAUUUCGAGAUGAAAGUGGGGCAAUGGAUAGAGUGAAAAAGGGAUUUCAAUACUUCAUACCUAUUUUGCAAUGGCUUCCUAAAUACAAUUUGAAUAUGUUUAAAUAUGAUUUGCUUGCUGGUAUUACCAUUACCAGCCUUGCUAUUCCUCAAGGCAUUAGUUAUGCCAAACUUGGCAUUCUACCCCCCAUUAUCGGCCUUUAUUCUAGCUUUGUUCCGCCCCUUGUAUACGCGGUGUUUGGAAGCUCUAAACAUCUGGCGGUGGGAACGGUGGCGGCUUGUUCGUUGCUCAUAUCCGAAACUAUUGGUGCAGUUGCUUCGCCGGAAGAAGAACCCACAUUGUAUCUUCAUUUGGUUUUCACCGCCACCUUUGUCACCGGCGUCAUGCAGGCCGUCUUGGGAUUUCUAAGACUCGGAAUUUUAGUGGAUUUCUUAUCGCACUCCACAAUCCUUGGAUUUAUGGGAGGAACGGCUGUGAUCAUCUGUCUUCAACAACUGAAGGGGAUAUUUGGACUAACUCAUUUCACCUCUAAAACUGACGUUUACUCUGUACUUCAUGCCGUUUUCUCUCUUAGAAAAGAGUGGAAAUGGGAAAGUGCUCUUGUGGGUGUCGUUUUCCUUCUAUUCCUCCAGUUUACAAGGUACUUGAGAAACAGAAAACCAAAGCUCUUUUGGGUGUCAGCUAUGGCUCCUAUGGUGACAGUGAUAGUAGGAUGUUUGUUUGCCUAUUUCAUCAAGGGAAGUCAGCAUGGAAUCCUAACUGUGGGUCACUUGAGCAAAGGGAUAAACCCUAUUUCUAUUCACUUCUUGAACUUUGAUUCCAAAUAUCUAUCAGCUGUAGUACAAACUGGCUUAAUCACUGGCCUUAUUGCUUUGGCUGAAGGAAUAGCUAUUGGUCGAAGCUUUGCGAUAAUAAAAAAUGAACAAAUCGAUGGGAACAAGGAGAUGAUAGCCUUUGGUUUGAUGAACAUAGUGGGAUCUUUCACUUCCUGCUACUUAACCACUGGGCCAUUCUCAAAAACUGCAGUGAACUUCAAUGCUGGGUGUAGAACAGCAAUGUCAAACAUUGUUAUGGCAAUUUUCAUGGCUCUCACUCUCCUCUUUCUAGCUCCUGUCUUCAGCUACACACCUCUUGUCGCCCUUUCCGCCAUUAUAAUGUCCGCCAUGCUUGGUCUCAUCAAAUAUGAAGAAAUGUAUCAUCUUCUCAAAGUUGAUAAAUUUGAUUUUUGCAUUUGUAUGGCGGCUUUCUUGGGUGUUGCUUUCUUAAGCAUGGAUAUUGGCAUCAUGCUUUCGGUGGGACUUGCUUUGCUGAGAGCUCUUCUUUACAUGGCUAGACCAGCUACUUGCAAGCUCGGCAAAAUACCAAACUCCAAUUUGUACAGAGAUGUGGAGCAAUAUCCUAAUGCAACUAGAAACCAUGGGAUUAUUGUUCUUCAACUUGGUUCCCCUAUUUAUUAUGCCAACUCCAACUACAUCACAGAAAGGAUUUUCAGAUGGGUUCGUGAUGAGCAGGGCAAUUUCGAGGAUGGACCUGUCGAACAUGUACUCUUGGAGUUGAGCGGUAAUAAAGCUACAAAAACCCCUUCCUUUCAGAUCCAAACAUUUGACAAAUUAUGGAGUUUGUUUGUUUGUUUGUUUGUUUGUUUGUUUGUUUGUAUAGGAGUCACCUCAAUCGACAUGACAGGGCUUGAAACGCUAACCGAAAUUCGUAGAUCAUUACAAGCAAACGGAAUCCAGAUGGGAAUUGUAAACCCAAGAAUUGUAGUGAUGGAGAAGAUGAUAGCUUCAAAAUUCACAGACACAAUCGGGAAAGAGAACAUCUAUUUAUCAGUAGAUGAAGGAGUAGAAAGGUGUAGAGAUUUGGUUCCAAAAUUAAAACAAACAGAAACAGGUGCUGGAAGUUCAAACAUGAGGACAAUGGAGCAGCAAGUAUAAAAUGGCAAACUGUAGUAGGAUUCGGGAAUUAAUUUGUUUUAGCAGAUGGAGAAUAAUUCCAAUCUACAAUGGAGGGAGGCUGUUGAUAUAAGUAUAAUGUAAAUUAUGUGUUUGUCGAUGCGAUGAGCUUUGACUUUUUCGAGCUCUCAGUUUGAAUAUUACUAUGGAGGGAAAUGGUUUUCCUAUUUUGCAUUUCUCUUGUGAUUAUGUUUAUGGUAAGAAAUUCAGUCUUAUUCCUUCUAUCAA